UGACUAUUAUUAGUAUAGUUAUAUUGUUUGCAAUUUACAGAUAUUAUACAUCAAAAUGUAUGUAUUGGGAGUCGCAAGGAGUACCGACAGCAUCGGUAAGUCUAUGGACACGUAUGACCAGAUCCAUAGGCGAUUGGGAACAGGAGUUAUAUGGAAAGUAUGGCAAAUGUUUCGGCGUCUAUGAACUGAACCGUCCGGUACUCUAUCUGUCGGAACCCGAUUUGAUUCGCGAUGUUUUAGUCAAAGAUUUUCAUAUAUUUCCAAACAGACGGGAUUUUUCUACCGGUGCCGACCCAUUGAUCGACAAAGCGGUCGGUAUUAUCCGGGAUGACGACUGGAAACGUGUCCGUACGAUAAUAUCGCCGACAUUUACGGCCGGAAAACUACGUAAAAUGGUGCCAAUGAUCGACCAAUGUAUGGAUAAUAUGUCCAAAUAUUUGGAUAGUAUAGCUAAUAACAGGACAAACGGUAGUAUCGGUGAUAUGAAACAGCUGUUCGGGGCCUACAGUAUGGAAGUCAUAAUACAGGUAGCAUUCGGUACCCGUGUUGAUACCCUAUUUGAUAGGGACAACCCGUUCAUUGGUAAUGCCAGCAAAAUGUUUAGCACUGAUUUCAGCUUAAGUUUACUAAUAAUCAAUAUAUGGCCCGAAUUGGCUAAACUAUUGAAACUAUCGAUAGUCGAUAAAUCGGUUUCGAAAUUUUUCCGGGAAUUUACCCUAAAAAUUAUCGCCGAUAGACGUAGUAGUAGUAGUAGUAGUGGACAGUCGGCCACCGAUACAACCACUACUACCAAACGGACCGACUUUUUACAGCUAAUGUUAGACACGAUGACAGACAAUGAUAAUAACAAGACUACUACUACUACUACUACUACUACUAGUGAUGUUAAUAAUUCAGAUAAAUAUCUGACAGACGAUGAACUAAUGGCUCAGUCGAUCAUAUUUUUUAUCGCCGGCUACGAGACAACUGCCACUGCAUUGUCGGUAAUAACCUAUUUGUUGGCCAAACAUCCCGAUUGUCAGCAAAGAUUGUACGAUGAAAUCGAUGAUUAUGUCAGACAUCAUAAACAGUCGGACGUCGAUUACGAUAUAUUAUAUUCAUUGAAAUACUUGGACGCCGUCUUCAAAGAGUCGCAACGCCUGUAUCCGGCGGUUACGGCCAUUGAACGACAGGCCAACCAGGACUACACAUUGAACAACCAUACGACUGGCCAACACCACCAACACCACCAGAGAUCCUCCGAUGGUAUAACCAUACGCAAGGGUCAAGUAGUUCACAUACCUGUCUAUUGUAUACAUCGAGACCCGGCUAACUAUCCCCAGGCCGACCAGUUCCUGCCCGACCGGUUUCUACCGGGCAAUCAAUUAGGCCAACAUCAUCAUCCGUAUGCCUUUUUACCGUUUGGUUCCGGUCCGCGACAGUGUAUUGGUAUGCGAUUGGCCCUAAUUGAGUCCAAACUGGCACUGGUCAAUGCCGUCUACAACUAUCGAUUUUUUGAUACCGGGAAACCCCUUGAGUUUUACGACGCUUUGUUUGGCGUUAUGACACCUAAGCAAGUGUUUGUUAGGGUUGAAAAACGUCCGAAAAUUAUUAAUUGAUUAGUAAUACUGUAAUAAUAAUAAUAAUAAUAAU
This is a messenger RNA of Oppia nitens, 1632 nucleotides long. Its product is annotated as cytochrome P450 3A8-like. The record is from RefSeq and is a predicted model, not a curated record. NCBI's taxonomy places the organism in Eukaryota, Metazoa, Arthropoda, Arachnida, Sarcoptiformes, Oppiidae. The coding region runs from base 60 to 1598 and encodes 512 amino acids. Gene Ontology annotation, molecular function: oxidoreductase activity, acting on paired donors, with incorporation or reduction of molecular oxygen; iron ion binding; steroid hydroxylase activity. The transcript has 6 exons.